CCGAACCCCCCCACGUUCGGGAAAAUAUCCCUGUCGACGCUUUCCCCUGAACUGCCGUCCGCGCUGCCGUUAGAGCAAUUGCCUGCCAAUCGUUCCCCGAGGUUCAUUUUGCCGGCCAACUAAGCCCGACAAGGGGCUGGGAUAAUUAUUCGGCCAGCGCUACCACGAAACUCAACAUCAACCUCAACUGGCAGCUAUCCGGGUGUUGCUUCCAACGACUGCACCAUUUGUGAAAUCUUGUCAAUCAGACACGUAGACCUCACCAUGGCCGCUGUCGCAGCUGCGUCCAUCGCCGCCACGGCCGCUGGAUUGUCCUAUAUCGACGCCAAGUAUCACAUUCGCAAGGACUGGGCCAUCAUCAGAGGCAGAAAGAAGUCGGCCAAACUUCUCCAAAAAGCCCUUAAGGAGAAACGGCUGUCCCCCUGGUACUUUUUCGAGCAUAACGCUCAGCAAAAGCCCAAUGAGGAAUGUAUCUGGUGGCGCAAGGGCAGCUAUACUUGGAGUGAAGUGUACACGCGUGGAAAUCAAUUCGCGCACUUCUUCCUGAGUCAGGGAGUUAAGCCUGGCGAUUUGGUGGCGCUGUUCAUGGCCAACAGCCCCGACUUCGUAUUCGCUUGGCUCGGUCUGUGGGCAAUAGGUGCCGCACCGGCCCUCAUCAACCAUAACCUUACCAAGGCGGCAUUGCUGCACUGUCUGAGUAUCAGUGAUGCACCGCUCAUUUUGGCGGAUGGCAGGCCGGAGUUGUUGGCACGGAUCGACGAGGUAAGAGUUGAGCUGGGCGAGAAAGGCGUGAAAGUUGUGAAACUCGCAGAUGUCAAGGCGGAGAUCGGCGGUAUGAAGGCAGAGAGGCCGUCGGACAAGCUGAGAGAGGAUGUCAACCCUGGCUCUCCAUUCGGCUUGUUCUAUACGAGUGGCACAACCGGCAUGCCCAAGGCAUGCACCAUACCCGCAGUAGCAGGAUUCAACCAUGGAGUCAGCAGACAAUGUGGUCUGGCCUACGUCGAUGGCGAAAAUGAAAGGUACUAUGAUUGUAUGCCCCUGUAUCACGGUACUGGAGGUAUCAGUGCAAUGACCCAGCUAUUACUCGGCACUACGUUGUGUCUCGCACCCAAGUUCAGUGCAUCGCGUUUCUGGGACGACAUUCGCGACUCAAAAGCCACGUGGUUUGUCUACGUGGGAGAGACGCUACGAUAUUUACUGGCAGCACCGCCCUCCCCACGAGACAAAGAUCACAACGUUCACUCCAUCUACGGCAAUGGCUUGCGGCCAGAUGUGUGGAAGCAAUUCCGCGAUCGCUUUGGAAUCGAGAAGAUCUUCGAAUUCUUUAACAGCACGGAAGGUGUUGUCCAACUAGACAACCCCGCCAGAGGCGACUUCCACGCUCACAGUGUCGGCCACCAUGGUUUGCUGCUUAGGAACCGCUUCCAUGGUACCUUCAUCCCUGUGGCAAUAGAUGCGGACUCUGGAGAAAUUGCGCGCGAUCCCAAGACCGGUUUUGCAAGCAGAGUGCCGUACGACCAGGGCGGCGAGAUCAUCGUGGUGCAUCCAAGUGUGCAUACGCCGCCAUUCGGUGGCUAUCACGGCAACAAGGAAGCGACCGAGAAGAAAUUUGUUCGCGAUGUGUUCAGGAAAGGCGAUGUAUACUAUCGGUCAGGAGAUGCGCUUCGGCGCGACUCUGAUGGUCGUUGGUAUUUCAUGGACAGAUUAGGAGAUACCUUCAGAUGGAAGGGCGAGAACGUAUCGACUGCAGAGGUUUCUCAAGUCCUUGGACAGUACCCUGGCGUUCUCGAGGCUACAGUCUAUGGUAUUGGGCUUCCUGGCCACGACGGAAAAGCUGGUAUGGCUGCCAUCUACAUUGAUCCUGAGAGGAAAGAUUUCGACUAUGAUGGCUUGCUCAAACAUGCGCGUACCCACCUGCCCAAGUAUGCAGUGCCAAUCUUUAUCAGACGGAUCAAAGAGAGAUCUGCGACACACAACAACAAGCAGAACAAGGUGCCGCUUGUCAAGGAAGGUAUCGAUCCCGUCAAGGUCAACGGCGACCCAAUCUUCUGGAUAAGCGACAACGGCAAAGGGUCGAGCUACGUGCCUUAUGGACAGGAAGGCUGGGAUUCCCUGAAUAGCGGGAAGGCUAAAUUGUAAUUAUAGCAGUAGUACAACAAAUUUGACGCAAGAGGCAACCGACCAUCGAACCGGACUAGUGUUAUGCGUUUCGUGGCGCAAUACGCGAGUUCUUCCGUUGACCAGCGGCCAACGAUUUCCUGCCUUCGAGUUCAGCAUAUUAUAAAGAAGCAAGUUGUCUAUCCUUUCGAACCACCGCACCCACAUGCUUGUCACAUCAAAAAACGACAUUCCUGAUAUUUUAUGCUGAUAAUGUUCAGUCUAGCCUUGAUAAUAGCAGAAACAUAUGAACCAAAAGAAAAUGGAUUGCCUCGCCCCCGAGUGAUCUGGGACAAGUCAUUUGCGAGGAGGACACACGUGAGAGGCAAUGUAUAUCGAAUAUCACAGCCGUGACCAUUUCAAAGCAGGGCAGGUACUGGAAAAGUAUGAUAGCAUAGGCCUGCUUCAUGUAAAUUUCUGAUCCAGCGCUUCAAUUCUCAAUGGCUAGGUGUGAUAAAAGGCAUACCCAAGAUUCACUG
This is a messenger RNA of Truncatella angustata, 2636 nucleotides long. RefSeq names its product AMP-binding enzyme. Gene Ontology annotation, molecular function: long-chain fatty acid-CoA ligase activity; long-chain fatty acid transmembrane transporter activity. NCBI's taxonomy places the organism in Eukaryota, Fungi, Ascomycota, Sordariomycetes, Amphisphaeriales, Sporocadaceae. The record is from RefSeq and is a predicted model, not a curated record. The transcript is spliced from 9 exons. The coding region runs from base 265 to 2139 and encodes 624 amino acids.